GCGACGCAGCGUUGUCGAAUCAUCUUCCAGCUAUUUCAUUCAUAACACGAGCACGAUAAUGUUGAUAGGCAUGUGUCGAGGAGAACUCUGACCUAACUCAUCCAUCAACAUCUCAGGAUAUCACACAUACAAGAGCUCAACCGCUUAUCACACUGCACAAGGAAACAAUCCCCAAAACGCCCUUUCUCUUCAUUAAGAUGUCAAACACUGGAGGUCGGAGACUGAAGCAGUGGCUGGUGGAGCAGAUCCAGAGUGACCAGUACUCUGGACUGCAGUGGGAGGAUGACAGCCGCACUAUGUUCAGAAUCCCAUGGAAACACGCAGGCAAACAAGACUACAACCAAGAAGUAGACGCAUCCAUUUUCAAGGCCUGGGCUGUGUUUAAAGGCAAGUUUAAGGAGGGGGAGAAGGCUGAGCCUGCCACCUGGAAGACCAGACUCCGCUGUGCCCUGAAUAAAAGCCCUGACUUUGAGGAGGUGACUGAAAGGUCGCAGCUGGACAUCUCUGAGCCCUAUAAAGUCUACCGCAUUGUACCUGAGGAAGAGCAGAAAAACGGCAAAGGCGCAUUGAUGGCCAUGGCAGCCACCACCAGCUCCGGUGAUAUCACUGACAUGGACUGCAGCCCUGCAGAGAUAGAGGAGCUCAUCAAAGAGGAGGAAGGCUGUAGUAUCCAGGCCAGUCCAGAGUAUUGGUCCCAUGGCAGCAUCAAUGCUUUCCCUCCGCAUCAAGACCCUUUGCCAUCAGGCAAUCUCAGCACAGCUUUCUCCCAGAUGAUAAUCAGUUUCUACUACGGAGGAAAGCUGAUGCACAACACACAUGUUGCUCAUCCUGAAGGCUGCCGAAUCGCCCCACAACAGCACCUGGGCCGUGGCGCCCUAUACAAUUCAGACAGCAUGCAGAGUGUUCACUUUCCUCCCGCUGAGCACAUCGAGUACGACCGCCAGCGCCAUGUCACACGCAAGCUCCUGGGACACCUGGAGAGAGGUGUACUGGUCCGUGCCAACCAAGAGGGCAUCUUCAUCAAAAGGCUGUGCCAGAGCCGUGUCUUCUGGAGCGGGUUGGGAGAAGUGGGCUCACAAUAUGGCCCCAUGCCUUGUAAACUUGAGAGGGAUGCUGUAGUCAAGAUUUUUGACACAGGAAAGUUUCUUCAAGCUCUCCAGCUGUACCAGGAGGGUCAGUUUCCGGCUCCUGAUCCGACAGUGACUCUGUGUUUCGGAGAGGAGCUCCAUGACCUCAGCAAUGCCAAGAGCAAGCUGAUCAUUGUGCAGAUCACUGUGGUGAACUGCCAGCAGCUGCUGGAGGCAAUGAACAUGCGUCGCUCCCAGCCUUACUCCAACAGCUCAAACCUGGAGAUGUCUGAUAAUGUGGCCAUUGACCAGAUGGCCCGCAUCUACCAGGACUUGUGCAGCUAUAGCGGCCCCCAGAGGCCGGCCUGCUACAGGGACAACAUGCCCAUCACUGCCUGAGCCGUGAGCAGCAACAAAACACCUGCCAGGAGCUCUUCAGCGAGUACCAGACUGACUGUACAACAUAUUAGGGACAGUCCUUAUUUUCCUGACAUACACUGACAAGGUGAAUUCAGGUAAAAGCCAGUAUCACAAUUAGUUUUGACUUUUUAAAUGGAGCAAAUAUCUUACAGUAAGACUUUUACGCUGGAGCUCAGUAUUAGGAUGUCCCUAAUAUUUUGUAUACCAGUAAUGUUUAUGUGUCUUAUAUGUACAAUGCUAACACAAACUCUGUGUCUAACUUCUGCUUUUUUACAAUAAGAGAGUGUUAUCAUCCAGCUCGAGAGAGAAAGAGGGGUAUAUUAUUUUCAUCUGAAUUGUUGCAAAAGCCUUAAGAACAGAUUUAUUCUUUCUUAACUUUCUUAACAAAUCUUUGUUAUAUAUAUCUGUAAAGACUCUUACUCAGCCUCGUUGCAGUAUGACAAUAGUUUGAUAUAUGCAAUUUAGUUCUCAAAGCUGAAUUUUAUUUUCACAUGCAUCAUCAUUUUUUUUUUACAGCUGAGUUGCUUAGUUAUAAAGAGACCAAAUGGAUAUUUUUUAAGAUAUUUUCUAUUUUUGACAGUAAAUAAAAAAUCUUUAUAUGAGUUGACAAAAAAUUGCAUGACAUUUUAGAUGCAAUGUAGCAAUGUACUACAGAUAGGUUUUACUAUCAUAUUGUUUUUUGUACACUGCAUUUUUUAGUAAAAAUAAGUUUGUGCUGAA
Sebastes umbrosus (honeycomb rockfish) is the source of this 2207-nucleotide messenger RNA. It is a transcript of the gene irf8, whose product is annotated as interferon regulatory factor 8. The record is from RefSeq and is a predicted model, not a curated record. The transcript is spliced from 9 exons. NCBI's taxonomy places the organism in Eukaryota, Metazoa, Chordata, Actinopteri, Perciformes, Sebastidae. Gene Ontology annotation, molecular function: RNA polymerase II cis-regulatory region sequence-specific DNA binding; DNA-binding transcription factor activity, RNA polymerase II-specific; protein binding. Gene Ontology annotation, biological process: regulation of transcription by RNA polymerase II; immune system process. Gene Ontology annotation, cellular component: nucleus. The coding region runs from base 198 to 1466 and encodes 422 amino acids.